AUGUCUGCCGCAAAAACCAAAGCUCAAGGUAUCAUUGAUGAAAAUGCAGUUGCUGUCUUCUCCAAAUCAUGGUGUCCCUACUGCAAAGCCUCGAAGACGCUCCUGAGUGAGUUGGGUGCCAAGUUCUACACAAUUGAGCUGGAUCAAGUCGGUAAGCAUCACCAGCAUAAGUCUCAUCAAAGUCGGGGCAAGCUAACAAGAUCUUCAGAUGAUGGAUCCGAUAUUCAGAAAGCUCUUGCAGAAAUCACCCAACAGACUUCUGUCCCCAACAUCUUCAUCGGCAAGAAACACAUUGGUGGCAACUCUGAUCUACAAGCCUCCAAGGGGCAUUUGCCCGACUUGCUGAAAGAUGCUGGUGCGCUAUGA
Messenger RNA from Bacidia gigantensis, 366 nucleotides. RefSeq lists its product as uncharacterized. Gene Ontology annotation, biological process: cellular response to oxidative stress. The record is from RefSeq and is a predicted model, not a curated record. The coding region runs from base 1 to 366 and encodes 121 amino acids. The transcript is spliced from 2 exons. Lineage: Eukaryota; Fungi; Ascomycota; Lecanoromycetes; Lecanorales; Ramalinaceae. Gene Ontology annotation, molecular function: glutathione disulfide oxidoreductase activity. Gene Ontology annotation, cellular component: cytoplasm; nucleus.